ACGGAUAUGAAAGGUCUUGAAGAGUCUUUUAUUUUCUUCUAUUUUACACAUCUUCAUUUCUCUCUUACUAUUUUCACUCUCUAUCUUCAUCCUUUUCUUCUUUCCCGUUAAUAAUACUUUGUACCUUGCUUUCUUUGUUUCAUCAAACCCCACAGUAACCAUAAAAGAUAAAUCAUCAUCAAAACCCUAUACUCUCUCUCUCUCUCUCACAUCUUUUUCCCACCAUUUUCUCCCCCAUUUUCUUUCCUAUUUCUACUACAACUCUGCUCAAGGAACGUGUGUGAUUGUCAUGUCACCAGCUUUUUGAUGUUGCAUUCAAGAGUACUAUGCUUUUUCCACAAUGCAUAAUGGAAUCUUGGCCUUUCGAGGUUCUUUCGAGCUCAGUUCUAAAUUACAACCGAACUCUACCUAAACCCUAAUUUUUGCUCCCAAAAAGUCAACCCAUUUUUCUAAAUCAAGUCAAUUUCAACUUUUUAUGGGGUUUCUAUUCUGGGUUUCUGAUUAAUGGGUUCUAGGAGUUCACUUUGAAGGUUGAAAAUUCAAGAUCUGUUUUUGGGGUUACGUCAUUGUGCACACCAGGUGUUUGCUUUAAGUUUCAUAUGAGUUAUGAUCCUUUUUUGUUGUUCUUUAGCUGAUAAAAAAGUGUGGGUUUUAGUGGAUUUUCAUGGGUAGUUUUGAUUGAUAAUUAGAGUGAGUAGUGAGGUUAGAAGAGAAGAAAUUGGUAGGUGACUGUGUGUUUUGGGGAGAUUUGUGUCAAUGUCAGCCUCAGGAGGUCCUAGGUUGAGGUCUAUGAAUGUUGCUGACUCAGAAGCAAGGCCUGUGUUUGGUCCUGCUGGAAAUAAGACAGGUUCUUAUAGUUCUAGGAAAGAUGGUUCGAAGCCACUGAGGAAGGCUGAGAAAUUGGGCAGGGAUGUUGAUUUGGCCAGAGAGAAGAAAGAUGCUUCUUCUCCUCAGUCACAUUCUACCAGUGUUUCUUCAGUGCUGCGCCGACACGAGCAGUUGUUGCAUUCUAAUUUGUCUAUGAAUGCUUCGUGUUCGUCUGAUGCGUCUACUGAUUCAUUUCACAGCCGAGCUUCUACUGGGAGGUUGACUCGGUCUAAUAGCUAUGGUUUUACAAGGAAGCGGUCUGUGUCGAAGCCAAGAAGUGUUGUUUCUGAUGGUGUGUUAGAAUCCCCUCCUCCUGAUGGCGCACAAUCCAAGAAGAGAUGUGCUUGGAUCACUCCUAAUACUGAGCCAUGUUAUGCUACUUUCCACGAUGAAGAAUGGGGAGUUCCAGUACAUGAUGACAAGAAACUGUUUGAGGUUCUUGUUCUUUCAAGUGCCCUCUCUGAACUCGCUUGGCCAGCCAUUCUAAGCAAGAGACACAUAUUUAGGGAAGCUUUUGCUGACUUUGAUCCAGUUGCUGUCUCAAAAUUAAAUGAGAAGAAGAUGUUGGCACCAGGAACCACUGCAAGUUCCUUACUCUCCGAUCUGAAAUUGCGUGGAAUAAUUGAGAAUGCUCGCCAAAUAUCAAAGGUCAUAGAAGAGUUUGGGUCAUUUGACAAUUACAUUUGGAGUUUUGUGAGCCACAAGCCUAUAGUUAGCAAAUUUCGAUAUCCUCGACAGGUUCCUGCUAAAACACCAAAAGCUGAAGUUAUUAGCAAAGAUCUGUUGAGAAGAGGUUUCCGUGGCGUGGGUCCCACUGUCAUAUACUCCUUCAUGCAGGUUGUGGGGUUAACUAAUGACCACCUCAUCAGUUGCUUCAGAUUUCAGGAAUGUGUGGCUGCAGCAGAAGGGAAGGAAGAAAAUCCAAUCAAGGAUGAUGCUCAACCAAAGGCAUGUGAUAGUGUGAUGGAAUCUGAUCUUUCCAUUGCCAUUGAUAAUUUGAGUUUGUAUGAAUCACAGUAAAUCUGGUAGAUCAAAUAGGUAGUACAUACUUAGCCUGAGACUGAUAUUCGAGGAGAAUUUGUAUUAAUCUCAAAGAAGGGUUGAAUCAACUACCUGUGAUGUGUAUGAAGCUUUCUAGAGGGAAGCCUUAACAAAUUGGUGUAGAAUUUUUUGUACAGUAAAAAAAUACCAGUGAUUAGAAAUAUCUUUUACUGA
Messenger RNA from Vicia villosa (hairy vetch), 2082 nucleotides. RefSeq lists its product as uncharacterized. NCBI's taxonomy places the organism in Eukaryota, Viridiplantae, Streptophyta, Magnoliopsida, Fabales, Fabaceae. The transcript has 5 exons. The record is from RefSeq and is a predicted model, not a curated record. Gene Ontology annotation, biological process: base-excision repair. Gene Ontology annotation, molecular function: DNA-3-methyladenine glycosylase activity. Bases 757 to 1887 code for a protein of 376 amino acids.